Messenger RNA from Aphanomyces astaci, 507 nucleotides. RefSeq lists its product as hypothetical. The record is from RefSeq and is a predicted model, not a curated record. Bases 1 to 507 code for a protein of 168 amino acids. NCBI's taxonomy places the organism in Eukaryota, Oomycota, Saprolegniomycetes, Saprolegniales, Verrucalvaceae. The transcript has a single exon.
AUGCCACCGAGAAGUCAAAGCUCCUACUCCAUCGACGAGAAGCGGAAGCUGCUGGCUUCGUUUGACGAGCUUUGUCUAAGAAGCAAGUUCUGCAAACUCCAAGGAAUAGCGCGCACCACAUGGAUCAGCUGGUUGAAGUACCGACUUCAGCUGGUGGCCAAUCCUCGGAACGGCAAGCGAAAGACCCUUGGCGGUCAAGGGACGAAGGGUGCCAUUCCAUUCAAUAACAAGCUGCUGGGAUUUAUGAAAGACGUUCGACGUCAAGAGCACAUCCUCACCUCCGUACACAUGAUUAUGUUCAUGAAAACGUGCCAUGCCAAGUGGCUUGCUGGCUACACGAGUGGUAAGCGCGACGGCUACAAAUCACUUCUCAAGCUGUGCCAAGACUUAGCCAGGCGUCACCGCUUCUCGCAGCGGGUCCCGUGUUUCACGAAUAGUUCGGCCGUUGAGAUGGUACUGUUGCGUAACGAGUUUGCAGCUCAGGUUUUGGGGCACUACCACAAGUAA